Apis cerana (Asiatic honeybee) is the source of this 3910-nucleotide messenger RNA. RefSeq lists its product as uncharacterized. The record is from RefSeq and is a predicted model, not a curated record. NCBI's taxonomy places the organism in Eukaryota, Metazoa, Arthropoda, Insecta, Hymenoptera, Apidae.
CAGUACGGGAUAUCGACUCGGAGAAGUCGAGAGAGCGAGGUAACCUGGUAGCGGGUGUAAGGGAGGGUAAGUGCAAAAGCGGGUUGCCCUAGAAUCUGUAAGGGGUUCCACCCCACAUGUGAUUUUAUACGUAUUGUAUAUGUGUACACGUUCAAUGUUAUCUAAACGAAAUACAAACGCAUUAGGAUACCUUGCGCAAUCUAUAUGUUGAAAUGGUAAAUAUGUUAGAUUCCUGAAUUUCAUUUAAAAUUGCAAUUUUGUUUACUUAUUAUGAUUUCAACAUUUGAUGUUGCAUAAAAAAUAUUAAAUAAUAAAUUUCAUUGAAUUUAAUAUAUCGUUGUAAGAGAAAUAAGGGCACAUAGUUGAAAGCACAGCAGUAUGACAAUAUAUGUAUGUAAUAUUUCAGAUCGGAAUAUUAUUAUAUAUAUAUUAUUCAAUUUAUAUGUAUUAUUUAGACACAAUAUUAUCAAAUUUCGAUAUACGAUACUAUUAAGGAUAAUAAUUAAAAUCUAUAAUUUUAUUAUAAAUUAUGAUUAUGUACAUGUAUUAUGUACAUAUAUAUAAGUACAUGAGAGAUACAUAAAAGAUAUCUUUUAAAGAUUAAUCUUUAAUUAUUCGGUUUUCAAUUGAAAAUCGAUAUAAUUUAAAAGAAUAAUUUGAUAUCAUUAAUUUAAUCAUAAUUGUAUUCGAAAUUGAACUUUAUUUUAUGAACAAAAAAAAGAUAUUUGUUGAUAUUGCUGAAUUUACUAGAAAAUUAGUUAUUUUAAUUCGAUUUUUUUUAUUUAUUCAAAACUAAGAAUCAAAUGUUGUAAUGAUUUUAUUAUUAAUCGUAUCUGGUUCUCAAAAUAUACAAAAAAAUCGAUUAUUACAUUUAUAUAUGCGGACGAUCAAUCGGAAAUAUAUAUUAUAUAUAUAUAGUUAUUUACAUACUUAUUAGACAAAUAAAUUAUUGAGACUGAUUUCCUAAUGGAACAUAUGAUCUUAUAAAAGUCUUAGCCUUGAGUAACUUCAGAUAUUCGAAAAGGCAAUUGAACGAAAGGCAUACAUAAUCGAGCGACGUAACGCGCGUGCGACAAGGGUUAUAGGAGGGGAUUGCUGAGCAGGAGGAUAAAGAAGUAAUCGCGCGCGAUCGGUCGCGGUGCUCAGUUGGUGGUAGCUCGGGACGAACGGGCGCGUCCACAAAGUGUGGGGUAAGGAUGGAGGCUGCGUUAAUUGCAACGACCGAGUGAUACGCACCGUGUGUAUACACGGGGAUCGUGUCCUGGAUUCGUAGCCCGCAUAUCCCAUCGCGCGUGCCUUCCACCCUCUCCCCCCUGUGUCUGUGCCCGUACUUUUGUGUGCGUGCGUGUCCCUCUAAUAGAGUGGUCAGUUAAUAUCUUGUAUAAAGGAUAAAACGAGAAAAAAAAAUUAGUGUAAUAGAACAAAGAAAAGCACAACGAACGAGAAUAUGUCAUCCACAUAGUCGAACCGAGGCAAACGAAGAGAGGAGCAAGUCAAAUACGGUGCAGUGGUUACCCUGAGUCGUUGGUACGCGCAGCCUUUUGGUGUUGCUGGCUGACUUCAUGCUUUGCUAUUGCUGUUGCUGCCGCCGCCGUCGAAUCGUCACCGACGUUGCUGCAGCAGUUGCUAGCGAUGCGAAAUGAACGAGAAUUUUAAGAAAGAGAAAGAUAAUGUGUUUUUGAGAGGGAGAGAGAGAGAGGGAGAGAAAGAAACAAAUGUAGCCUUUAUUGUUCCAUCGUCGUCGUCGUCGUUUUCAUCGUCGUCAUUUUAUUGUACAAACCGCUCUUUGUUAAUGCGCGUUUUCCUAUCGUGAAUUCCUAAAAAAUAAAAGAAAAAAGGAAAAAUAAUAAAUGUGAUGUGCCCGUCGGCCACCAGCCAGCCUUUUAUUUUUUUACGCGCUUCAUGUGUUUUUUCUUUUUAGGAAGUACUCAAGUAGGACGAUUUAUCGUCAAGUUCGUGGUCAUCUUGGGUGCUCUCAGUCGUUCAACAUUUUUUCUGGAACUUCAUAUUGGCUUUAUGUACCCUUUUUCACUUGCUUCGUGCACGCACAUAUUAUUGCAUGCACUUACGUUUCUUACUACCGAUAUAUCUACAUGGUUAUAGCGUUAAUAUUGUUUUAUUGAAUAUCGCAAUGUGGCGUAUAUCCAAUUUGUUUAUGUUUUCCAUAUAUGCACUUAUAUAAGCAUUACGUAUUUAUAAUAAAUAUGGUUAACAAGAAGAAUGAUUAAAAAGGAUAAAGAAUCGAAUAAGAUGAAAAAGGAAAGAGGUUUAAAAAAAGACAAAAAAAGAGAAAUAUCUGAGUAGAAUAAAAGAAGGGAUAACUAGAACGUGUCACGAUAAGAAACAAUGAGAAAGAAGAGGGUUUUUCGAUUUGUUACAUUUGUGUCGGAACUACUUGACCCAUUGACAGGUCAAAACGAAAAGGUUCAAUGCAGAAGUCUACUCGUUCACUUUAAAAAUUUUGACAAUUGAAAGACAAAAAAACAGCAAGACGAUGCAAAGGAAUCUAAGCUCGUAACAGAAAGAACGCCUGGCCCGAAGGCGUUAAACCGGGAAGAGUAUAAUCAGGGCGCGAAGCGAUGUACGCAGCUGCGGGUGGCGCCAGUAUAGCGAAUAGGAGGAAGCAGAAACGAUUGCAGUUAAACAGACGCGUCGCUGAGAGUACAAUUCCAUCACGAUUGAAGACAAUUCCAGUUUCUCAGCACCACUACCACCACCAACACCAUCACCCCAGCAAGUUUGCUCGUCCGCACGUUGUUCCACCAUCUUCCACACCACAGCCACAACCACCGUCAUCUACAUUUCAUCCGAGCAUCGAUCGACGGCGUCAUGUCGAGAAGUGUCAGCAAGUUGCACCUGUUUCUCCAAUCCAAUUUCCAAUAUCGCCACCACCACUAUCCCUUGAGUCACCUAGUUCAGUUACUUGUGCCACUAAAUCUAAUUUUCCUUUUCCACCAACAUCGAUCCUCGAUCUCCGAGUUUCACCAUCUUCUUCAGAGCUACAGUGUGGUGGAGGACCUGGCAAAGCAGCAUGGCAAGGUUGCAGCAGACCUUCUCCCCUUCCUUUAUCUCCUAUGUCGCCUCAUGCAUGUCGUGGGGAUGGCUACAAGACAAAGCAAUGCGAGGCUCAUCGACGAUGGAUGAAGAGAAACAGGAUAAGAGAUGCAAGCUAUUGCUAUGGAAGCAGUGGAGAAGAUGACGAAGAAGAUGGAAGCAGUAAUGCAAACCGUCGUAGAGGUGAAGUUAGCGCGGCGGUGAAUACUGUACUUUAUGCGGGGCUAGGAACUACAGCGCUCGGAUUAGUUAUAUCGUUUGUCGGCACUGGAGAGAAAGGAUUCCUCAGUCCAGAAUUGAGGCUGGUGGGUCCUUCACUACUGUGCGCCGGUUUACUGUGUUGUCUAUUUCGGGUGCUGCUCUGCCUCUGUUUAUGUCGUUGCGGUCAAUGCCGCUGGCGAUUUUGUCAUGUUGCUUCUGAUAAAAAAGAAAAAGUGAGGAAAACGGAAGCUCGACCUGCUGGAACAUUACCUACCGCUUCACUUUUGUCACCAACUCGUCAACGACAGCAACAACAAUCGGCCAUGUCUUCAAGUGGUGCUGCAUCAUCAUCAACAAAAGCACAUGAGCUCUUGCUCUCUCCUGCCCAAUUACCAGAGUGAAAACGUGUUUCGAACAUUUUCUACGAGAAUCUAUACGCCGAUUAACUGCCGGUUCUUGUCCAAUAUAGAAUAUUUUAUUUCCAUUUGACCUGAACCGUUUUCGCAAACAAAAAGAAGACAACCAUCACAGCCUAAUUCUAGUUUAAAUGCGAAUUCUAGCGCUUAAAAGUAAUAGUUAAAGAAACAAUCGGCUAUGUUUUUCUACCCCUACUGUGUUUGAAAAAGUAUAAAAAAAAAAAAAUAAUUAUCAAUGA